AUGGCAGCAGAGCUCCUCCAGGCCACUGGGGGCAGAGUGGAGCAGAUGGAACAGCAGAUGGGUCAGGUGAGGCAGAUGUCAGAUAUGCAAAUGUCCUCCUCAUCCUCCUCCUCCACCUUCACCUCCUCCAUGGGCUCCACCAAGCUGCGAAAAGUCUCUCAGGGCUUGUCAAGAACCAUGGAAGAGCACACUGGAGUUCAGCGUAAGACCUCUGCCGUGGUGGAGUCCUUCAGCCAGGUACAGAAAAACCCCCAGAUCCCUGAGGGAGAGUCUGUCCCAGAUUUCGAGGAGAAGCUGCGCCCCGUCACUGCCCAAGAGGGUGACAAUGCUGUGUUCAAGGCCAAGGUGACGGGGAAACCCCAGCCCAGUGUUAAGUGGGAACGAGCCAGCGGUAACCCACUGUCAGAUGCGACUAACAUUUUCUAUGACAACAUAAACAAUCAGCAUAUACUCAAGAUCAAAAACCUGGCCCUGGAGGAUGCUGAUGUCUACAAAUGCGUUGCCUCCAACAACCACGGAGAUGCCACCUACUCUGUAUCCCUCAUUGUUACAGAAAAUCCAGCGUUGGACUUCAAAAAGAUGCUGAAAAAAUGCAGUGUGGAAAAGAAAGAGAAGAGGCCACCUACAGAGGAGGAGAUGCUCAAGAUCCUGGCUGGAGCUGACAAGAAGGACUACGAGAGGAUCUGUGCCGAGCAUGGCUUCACCGACUUCAGAGGCAUCCUCAGGAAGCUGAAGGAGAUGAAGAAGAAAGAGGAGGUGGAGAUGGUGCGCGUGCUGAAGCCCCUGGAGGACAUCACUGCCACAGCUGGCACCAACAUCGUCUUUGACACCAUCCUGGAACUGAAGGAUCCAAACAUCAGGAUGAACUGGUUUCUGGGCGCCGAGCUGCUGCGGAUCCAGUAUUCUCACGGGAAAUAUGAAGUGAAACAGAUGGGAACCAAGCACAUGUUGUGCAUUUCUAACGUGAGCCUCAGUGACAUGGGCACCUACACUCUGCAGGUUGCAGACAAGAGACUGUCAGCCAGGCUUAACGUCACAGAUGAACCUCUGAAAUUCCUGUCUGACUUCCAGCCCAAGAGAGUGACAGAGCGCCAGACUGCCACGUUUGAGGUCCGUCUCUCGAAGAAGACAGACGCGCCGCUGAUCUGGAAGGUAAAGGGAAAGGAAGUAAAAAGAGAUGAAAAGUUCGACGUGUCCCUGUCUGAGGAUGGUCUGACCUACACUUUGAAGAUUAAGGAUGUGAAAGUCAGCGACACUGGAGACUACACCAUCAGCAUCGGAGACCUCACCGCCACUGUGCCUCUCUUCAUUGAACGGAUUCCCAUCAAGUUUACCAGCCACUUAAAGAAUGUCCACGUGCAGGAGAGAGGCAAGGCCCACCUGGAGUGUGAGCUGAGCUCCAAGGACGUGCACAUUCGCUGGCUGAAAGAUGGAUGUGAUAUCACAGCCAGCCGUCGCUACAUCUUCAUGCACGAGGGAAAGAGGGCAGAGGCUAUCAUCGAGGACUGCGAGCUGACAGAUGAGGGAAAGUAUUCAAUCAUCUGCACUCAGGACAACGACGCUCAUGAAUAUGUCACCUCUGCCACUCUGACCGUGGAUGAGCGUUUCGCCUCAGUGACGAGAGGUAUGUCAGAUACUCAGUGUCCUACAGGCUCCCCUGCAGAGCUGUGUGUUGUCCUUGACGAUGAGAAGGUGGACGGAGUGUGGCUGAAAGAUGGAGUAGAGAUUUCGGAGAUGAGAGGCGUUCAGGUGGUCAAACAGGGAGCUGUUCAUAAGCUGAUCUUCUCGGGUGUGACUGAUGCUCACGAGGGCAAGUACACCUUCAGAGCCAAGGGGGCUGAGAGCGAGGCUGUACUCACUAUUGCAGACCCUCCAGAGAUUGAUUCCUCUGUGCUGGACUUGUUGGGGGCCCGACCUGUGACUGUGAAGGCAGGCCAAACAGCCACCAUUAAGAUCCCCUUUAAAGGGAAACCACCUCCCAAGGUCACCUGGUACAAGGACGGCAUGGAGGUCAUGGAGGAUGAGAGGACCAAGGUGGAGAGGACAGCUGACGGCACCUCGCUGGUGCUCAGCAGAUGUGUGCGAGAAGACAGUGGGGCAAUUGUGCUACGUCUGAAGAGUGACUGUGGCACUGCAGUUGCCAACAUGCACCUUAAUGUGAUCGACCAUCCUAAGCCUCCUCAAGGGAAAGUAGAGUUCCUCGAGCUUUCAGGAAAGUGUAUCAAGAUGAAGUGGAAGGCUCCGCGGGACAACGGGGGCAAGCAAGUAACCAGCUUUGUGAUUGAGCGCCGUGUGGCAGGUAAGAGGUCCUGGACCAGGGCUGGUGAAGUAGACAGCGGUACCACCGUCUUCAGCGAUGAUAAAGUAGAGGAGGGCCAAGCGUACCAGUAUCGCAUCAGGGCUGUCAACGUGGAGGGAAUGAGCGACCCUCUUGAGACAGAGGAGGUACGCGCCGGAGAGCCUGUAGGUGAGAGCUUCUCUACUAGCUCCCUUCUCUUCAUAUCUUAUGACUGAGAACACUUCUUCUGUUUGAAAUCCGUCUACCCAGAGCCUCCGGGCACAUCGUCCCAGCCCCAGGUGUCUAAUAUAACCAAGGACACCAUGACAGUGAGCUGGACACCUCCAGGCAGCGAUGGUGGAGCCCCAGUUCUGGGCUACGUCCUGGAGAGGAGGAAGAAGGGGAGUAACAUGUGGUUACAGGUCAACAAGGAGCUGCUCACAGAUACAAAAUUCAUGGUGGAGGGGCUUGUGAGCGAUAUGGAGUACGAGUUUAGAGUCAUUAGUGUAAACAGGGCUGGAGCAGGUCAUCCCAGCACCGUCUCUAAUGCUGUCCUGGCCAAAGACCCAAUAAGAGCUCCCGGCCUGGUGAGGAACCUGUGUGUGUCUGAUUCAACAAACUCCUCCAUUUCUCUGAGGUGGACUCCUCCAGAGCAGGGAGACGAGCCCUCGGGUUACAUCCUAGAGGUACGUGCCGAAGAUGCUAAAGAGUGGUCCAAGGCCACCAAGAUCCCCAUCGCUGGUACGGCCUUCAAUGUCGGAGGACUUCAAGAGCGGAAGAAAUACCACUUCCGUAUCCGCGCUGUCAAUGAAGGAGGAGUGGGGGAGCCCAUUGAGCUGUCGGAGGGUGUACUGGCCAUGCCUCCACCUGUGGCACCCAGGUUUGAUCCUCUGGGGAAGCUGAGGAGCCCGAUGGUUGUCCGAGCUGGAACAGCACUUUGCCUUAACCUCAACUUCACUGCUUCACCUCCCCCGGUGGUAACCUGGUUCAAGGAUGGCGUCAUCACUAAAGGACGGGAAGUCAUCACCAAGAGCAAGAAUCACUCCCAGUUCCUCAUUGUCUCCUCUCAGCGAUCUGACUCUGGCAUUUACCGUGUCCACCUGAAGAACGACAACGGAGAAGCUCACUAUGACAUCAAUAUCAGGGUUACAGACUUCCCUCGACCACCAAAAAACCUCCGCCUGGAAGAGGAGGUUCCGGGCACAGUGACCCUGCAGUGGGAUCACACCCCAGACAUGGCUGACGACGACGAAGGAGCGCAUUACAUCAUCCUCAAACGUGACACCAGCACUACCUCCUGGUUCACCGUGGCCGAGCGUGUCUUCAGCAGCAAGUACACCAUCACUGGACUGCUUCCCGGGAGGAAGUACUACUUCCGAGUCAUUGCACAGAACUCUAUUGGAGACAGCGAUCCUUUAGACUCGAAGGAACCUCUCAUCAUCGCCAAGGAGAAAGAGGGGAUCGGCAGCCUUCGAUUGAGGGAAUACACCUCUAAAUCACGUCAGGUGAAACCAACAUUUCUUCUGCCGCUGAAGGACCACGCUGUUCGCAGAGGCAAUGACUGCACCAUGAGCUGCGCCUAUCAGGGCAUGCCAACACCACAGGCCUGCUGGUAUAAGGGGGAUACGAACAUCUCUGACUCCCCUCGGUUUUGGCACAGCACAGCUAACGGCGUGUGCACCCUGGUCAUCCCCACCUGUGGAGCAAAAGAUGGUGGAGAAUACACGCUGGUGCUGGAGAACCCUCUGGGGAAGGCCAAGUGCUCCUGCACUCUGGUGAUAUUUGAUCAGGAUGAUAAGAGUCUGUUGGAGAGCCUGACCAAGCAGGCAAACAAAGAGAAGCUUAUUUUGUAAGAAGUCUGCUUCAACCGUCGCCA
Epinephelus moara (kelp grouper) is the source of this 4154-nucleotide messenger RNA. RefSeq names its product immunoglobulin superfamily member 22-like. The transcript has 25 exons. The record is from RefSeq and is a predicted model, not a curated record. Lineage: Eukaryota; Metazoa; Chordata; Actinopteri; Perciformes; Serranidae. Gene Ontology annotation, molecular function: protein binding.